Molecule: messenger RNA, 1203 nt
Organism: Symbiodinium natans
Lineage: Eukaryota; Dinophyceae; Suessiales; Symbiodiniaceae
Source: the annotation of a GenBank genome assembly
AUGGCGGAAGACUCGGAAGACCCGAACGGCCACAACAGCCAGGUGGAGGUUGGCCCCUCGGGCUCUGACGGCGAGGACGUCAGCCGCCGGCAAUCUGGACACUCCGAGCUGGUGACAUCGGUGCCGUCAGCAGCAUCGGUGCCAAAGAGAAAGGCAAAAGAGGCAAAAUCGAGAUCCGGCAGGGUCUUGAAGUUUGUGGUGGAGGAGUUGGUGCCGGAACCUGAAACACUCGUGAGCCUCUUGCCACCCCACGCAAGGCACCGAUGGACCCUGCGUCUGGCCGAAGCUGCCAGCAGCGCAGGCGCCAAGGGCAAGCCUUGGAGUCCGCAGACGCAACAAAUGCAACAUAUGCAAGAUCCACCUCUGGAGUGGUACUCAGCUGAGCUCAUCAGGUUAUGCACUCGCACCGCCGACCUGAGCUCGCAACUGACAGAUUUGAGGGCACAAGCAAGCAAACGACCUUGGAUGUGGAAGGAGAACCAGAAUCUUACAAGGAUGCUCAUGGGCUGCGGGGACGUGCUGGCAGAAGCUGGCUCCGUGAUCGAGGCCGUGUCUUCAGCGCUCUCACCCGGCACACCUGGAUUGCGAUCCAUGCGCGAACAGUGUUUGCCAGCGAAGUUGUCCGUUCCCCAGGUGCCACCUUGCCUGCCGUGCACUCCGGAGGAGGCCAUGGCCAUGACACAGGCGGCCCUCGCCCGGCUGCGCGGGGCCGGAAGCGCUUUGGGCCUUGUGCUCAGGUUUGACUCGAGUGAUCCCUUCCACGGGACGCCGAACGCGUUUGAGGAGAGUGCAGGUGGAACGAGUGAAGUCGUUGUUGGGACCAUUGGGCCGGAGAUGCGGAAAGACUUCUUCAUCCUGGUGCCUGUCAUCGAGAUGGCAUUGUCGAACCUGCGAAGGUUGACGAAGCUUAUUUUCCAACAGCUGGAGUGCGACUUAGCACAUGUGCCGGCCAACACGGGCAAGGGCGGGAUUUUUGCAGAUCCAUCGAUGAAGUCCCUUGUGGGCAGUCUAUCCAUGAUCUCGGCAUGGGAACACCAGGAGGCCCAGCAGGACACCGAACAGGAUGAGGAGGCGGAUCCCGUGACCUCGCCUUCCGAGCCCGUUGAGUCGUUUGAGGUCGAGGGCUCGGUGAGCAUGAAGGCCAACAGGAAGUCUGUGAGGAAGAAAACUUCGACAGCACCCAAAGGCAAGAAAAAGUCAUGA